UAACCGGCUAGCCGAGGUCUUGUUUACCGUUAUGGAAAGGGAGGCGUACCGUAACUGCUGCAGCCUGGUGAAAAUACCGGGGCAGUCGUACGAACAGUUUUGGUCAUCGCAUUUCGUCGACUACAUCGACAAGGAGCUGAGCUAUUCCAAGUUUUUCAAGAAGUACUUGCUUCCCAAUCACCCGUGCAUGUUUUCGAGGAGGUUUACGGAGGACUGGAAGUGUAGGAAGCAAUGGGUGUCUGACGGGGGGAAGCCCGAUUUCCAGAAACUGCUGCAAGAGUUUGAGGAGACUCCUGUUCCUGUGGCAAACUGCAAUGCAAAGGAGUACAAUGCAAACCCGAAACAAGUGAUGCCUUUCAAAGAAUUUAUACAAUACUGGAAGGAAUACAUCCAGAACGGCCACUCAUCGCCUAAAGGAUGCCUUUAUCUCAAGGACUGGCACAUGUCAAGGGACUUUCCGGAGCAUAAUGUUUACAACACACCAGUCUUUUUUUCCUCGGACUGGCUUAAUGAAUACUGGGAUACGAUUGAAGUGGAUGAUUACCGAUUUGUCUACAUGGGGCCUAAGGGCUCGUGGACCCCUUUCCACGCUGACGUGUUUCGCUCCUACAGCUGGUCUGCAAACAUCUGUGGCAGGAAGAAGUGGCUCCUGUAUCCUCCGGGUCAGGAGGAGUUUUUACGUGACACUCACGGCAACCUCCCUUAUGAUGUGACAUCGGCUGAGCUUCGUGACGCGGAUCUUUUUCCACACUCUGAAGAAGCCUGUCAACCUCUUGAAAUUAUACAAGAGGCUGGUGAAAUCAUUUUUGUGCCCAGCGGGUGGCACCAUCAAGUUUAUAAUCUGGAGGACACAAUCUCUAUAAAUCAUAAUUGGUUAAACGGCUGCAACGUAGACAUCAUGUGGCAGUUUCUUCAGAACGAGCUGUCGUCUGUUCAAAAAGAGAUCGACGAGUGGAGGAACACGAUGGACUCGUGGCAUCAGCACUGCCAGGUUAUUAUGAAGGCCUGUUCGGGUAUCAACUAUGCAGAAUUUGCAGCGUUCCUGAAAAUCAUUGCAGACAACCGAAUGGCUUUCCUGAACGCUUGUUCCACUGGGGAGUCUUCGGAUUACUCGCGGCGUCUCUCGGAGAGCCUGACCACGCUGGGACCAUACCACGCUGCCUUUGACCUACAACGAGUGGCUCACCUAAUUGAACGCCUGCUCUGCAAUGAAGACUUUAAGCGGCUCGAUCACUCAACUUUGACUUUGCAGCCAGAGUCCAUGUUGCAGCAAAUUCGGGACACCAUUCAGUCCACAAGGGGGCAGCAUCUCCUCUAUCAGGAAUAAGAAUCUCAGUGGCGUCUCCACAAUGUCAUCGUCUGGAAAUGGCUUGAACGGAAAGUGCCAAUUCGUACAGUGCAAAUAAGAGGAGGACAAAGGCGUUACCACAUCUUUGGUUUGAGAUAACCGGAAAUCUCAAAUGUUGCUUGUUAAUGUCCUAAACUGUUUGUUUUGCACUGAAAUAUGGAUAGAUAAAUACAUUUAAAAAACA
Gasterosteus aculeatus aculeatus (three-spined stickleback) is the source of this 1532-nucleotide messenger RNA. It is a transcript of the gene jmjd4, whose product is annotated as jumonji domain containing 4. Gene Ontology annotation, molecular function: 2-oxoglutarate-dependent dioxygenase activity; sequence-specific DNA binding. The record is from RefSeq and is a predicted model, not a curated record. NCBI's taxonomy places the organism in Eukaryota, Metazoa, Chordata, Actinopteri, Perciformes, Gasterosteidae. Gene Ontology annotation, biological process: positive regulation of translational termination; protein hydroxylation. Gene Ontology annotation, cellular component: cytoplasm; nucleus.